Messenger RNA from Meriones unguiculatus (Mongolian gerbil), 7146 nucleotides. It is a transcript of the gene Spata18, whose product is annotated as spermatogenesis associated 18. The record is from RefSeq and is a predicted model, not a curated record. The transcript is spliced from 13 exons. Gene Ontology annotation, cellular component: mitochondrial outer membrane. Bases 274 to 1992 code for a protein of 572 amino acids. Gene Ontology annotation, biological process: mitophagy by internal vacuole formation; mitochondrial protein catabolic process. NCBI's taxonomy places the organism in Eukaryota, Metazoa, Chordata, Mammalia, Rodentia, Muridae.
GGCGGGCGGCUGCAAGGGGAGCCAGAACAGCGCGCCGGGCAGUGGAUGAGGCGCGGCGCCAGUGGCUCAGGGCGCCUCCCCCCUGGGCUUCCCGAACCUGCCCGGUGCGACCCGAGGGGGAGGAUGGACACUCCAGCCGCGUUCUGAGCCUGCGCAGAAGAUAAGACCCCUUGUAGCUGCAGCACACCACCGUCCAGCCUAGGCCACCCCCUCACCUCCCCCCAACCCCUACUCGAUCUCCCGAAGUCGGAAGCGCGAAAAAAAGAGCGCGCGAUGGCGGACAACCUGAAGAAGCUGGCCAGAAGCGAGUCUUUCCGUGAACUGCAGAAUAAAGUCACCUACUGGGUGAAGGAUUACAACACAAACUCCUGUGAUCAAAAUCUAAAUUAUUGCAUCGGACUCAUCGAACAAGUUGGCAAAAUACAAGCGCAACUCUUUGGGAUCCUCACCGUGACAGCUCAAGAAGGAGGGCACAAUGAAGGCGUGGAAACAAUCAAGACUCGGCUUCUGCCUAUGCUGGAGACCACUUUCAGUAAUAUAAACAUGAUAAAACUUAUGGAGAACAAGCAGGACCCGCAGUUGAAGGACAAAAACAGAGUGGGCGUUUCCCGGGAUCAGGAAGAACAGCUAUCAGAUGGUGAACUGAACCCAGACAAUCAACAAAACCAGGUUCAAGACGAUCUGACAGAGAGUGGAAAGAGUCUUGAUGGAACCAAGAACAGAUCAACCAUAUCCCUCAUGGCUGCAGAGGAAGAGAUAAACCAGCUAAAAAAGCAGCUUAAAUCUCUUCAAGCCCAGGAGGAUGCCCGCCACAGACAAACAGAGCGCCGACUCUCUGAGACCGUAAAAUCUGAGCGUCGACCUUCAAGCAAAUGGAAAUCAGAGCCACGGGUCCCAGAUGUACGGAGCCAAGAGGUGAUCUCCGACUAUGAGAAACAUCUGCAAAAUCUGAAGGAUGAGAUAGCUGUCUUGUCUGCUGAAAAAUCCAGUGUCCAGAGCAGGCCAGCCUUUAGCCGGUCUCCUAGCCCUAACCGCCACUGCAGCAACCACCACAGCCGCAGCCACAGCCGCAGCCACAGCCGCACCCACAGCCGCAGCGGCAGCCACAGCGGCAGCCACAGCCGGAGCCGCAGCCGCGGCCACAGCCGCGGCCACAGCCGCACCCACAGCCGCAGCCGCAGCCACAGCAGGUCCAACAGCCCCUGCACCGACGUGGUCAAGGCCAGAAGCCCGUCCCCAAACCGGGCCAAAACGUCCAGCUUGGCUCGCAAAGCUGCUCUCCUGUCCCGAUUCAGCGAUGCCUAUUCCCAGGCCCGUCUGGACGCGCAGUGCUUGCUGAGGCGUUGCAUCGACAGGGCUGAGACCGUCCAGAGGAUCAUUUACAUCGCCACAGUGGAAGCAUUUCACGUAGCUAAAAUGGCAUUCAGGCAUUUCAAGAUCCGGGUCAGGAAGAUGCUAACACCAUCCCAUGUGGGCCCGAAUGACUUUGAGAACUCAGUCUCUGACUAUAUCGUUUGUCAUCUUGAUCUAUAUGACUCUCAGAGCAGUGUUAAUGAUGUGAUCCGUGCCAUGAACGUCAACCCUAAGAUCUCAUUCCCCCCUGAAGUUGACUUCUGCCUCCUCACUGACUUCAUCCAGGAGAUCUGCUGCAUAGCCUUUGCGAUGCAGUCCUUGGAACCACCCCUCGACAUUGCAUUUGGGGCAGAUGGAGAAGUCUUUAAUGAUUGCAAGUACCGCCGCAGCUAUGAUUCGGAUUUCACGGCUCCCUUGGUCUUUUAUCACGUGUGGCCUGCUCUCAUGGAGAAUGACUGUGUCGUUAUGAAGGGAGAAGCUGUCACCAAGAGAGGGGCUUUUUGGAGCUCUGUGCGACCUGUAACGCGGUGCCGUAGCAGGAGCUUAAGUCCCAUCUGUCCUCGUACCCGAAUUGGACUAAGCACGAUAUCUCGAAGUCGGAGUCCGUCUCCAAUAAGAUGUACAGUGUCAAGGUAUUAAAACCACCAGCCACGUUUGUUCGCCAUGGUCCAUUGGAACAGCCAACUUCCUCAGGGCUUCCACCCACCUGCCCUGUCUGCCUCCGACCUCUUAACAUGAAAUGAAACGGCAAUUUUGUGUCUCACUCUGCACAGAGUUAAAUGCUUUGGUUCAGUGCCUUUGUAACUCUAGGUACAUAGCAGUUCCAUUCCAUUUUAUAGGAGCAAAUCCCAUUAAUUUCAUAAAAAGAUUAUAUAGGCAUAUAGGAUCAUAUUCAUUUGAACAUAGUCCAUUACAAAGAUACAGACUUCCCUCCCAAACUACUAGACUCUUUCACAGAAACUCUAGGACUGAAAACAGAAGUCAUUACCCAGCUGAGUCCCAAAGAAAGGACUAGUGAUCUUAGUUUAUAGAUCAGUCAUAAAUGCUGCUAUUGUCAGCUUUUAACUUCCAGAGACCAUAGUUAGGUGUUCUAAUCCCCUUAUAAAGUUUCAAAGGCAGCCUUAGUUUCAGGCUGGGAAAUUCACCCCAGUGCCACUUAUUUCAGGGUAAAUGGAGACUGUGAUAAGACAUUAAUUUAAAAGGGCAGAAUUAGUUAGCUUGCUUCUCUUUUUAUCAAAGCUUUUGCAUUUUCUCUUUUCUAUUUUCUCUUCCUUGCUUCCCUUCCUUCCUUCCUUCCUUCCUUCCUUCCUUCCUUCCUUCCUUCCUUCCUUCCUUCCAUUCUUUCCUUACUUCCUUCUUCCUUCCUUUCGUUCUUUCUUUCUCUCUUUUUUUGUGUACAGGUGCCACUUAAUCAGUUCAUAUUUGGAAGCUAUAGCUUCCAGCAUCUGAGAUCUAACUCCCUCAUAUUUUUCCACCUUUACACUUUUUUCUUAUAAGAUACACAAUCAAUUAGUGAACUCAGUUAAUAUUAAUUAACAGUCAAGCUUAAUCAAUUAACAAACUAAACACCUUGUAUACUGGCAACAUACUACAGAUAGAGUAAUGUUGAGUAAUAAAAGAUGAACCAGAAUCGAGGCAUGUGGGAAUGUAUGGCUUUUUCAUUUAGCGUGCUCUACAAUCUGGUCUCGAUGUCUUUCCCUUUAGAAUAAGACCCAGUCUCAUCUUCUUUUUCUCUUGGCACACAGCACUGUGUCUUUGCUUGCUUGCUUGUUUUCAGGGAAUAUGUGUAUUUCCUGAGUGUGUCCUAUAGUACUGAGGAUAGUUAUGUAUAGAAAGAGCUGGAUUUUAUGGAGUUUAAUUUCCUGUCUAGCUGUAUGCCCCAUUUUCCUGUCAUGAAGAACAGAUAUGAAUACAUAAGAAAAUGGAGCUGACGAAAGCUAGGCUUGUGGCAGGAGGAUUGCCAAAAGUUUAACAUCAGUCUGGGCUAUUUGGUGAGUUCUAGGCCAGCCUGAGCCACAUAGGGGUGGCCUUGUCUCAACAAACCAAAAGCAACACACACACACACACACACACACACACACACACACACACACACACACACAAAGUCUCAGUAAAAAUAGCAAGUCAAAGGCUAUGUUUCAAUGGAAGGAUUAAAAAGUACUAUUAUGAAAAUAUCUCUAGAUAAAACAAAGCUACGGGGAGGCUGAGGAAGACAGCGUGUUCAAGAAAAUGCUUGCUGUGCAAAUGCAAAGAUACAAGUUUGGAUCCCAGCACCCAUAAGGCUGAGCAUGACAGCAUGUUUCUCACCCCAAAGCUGGGAAGGGAGAGACAGGAGCGCCUGGUCAAGCCGAUCUAGAUAAACAGGCAAGCUCAGGUAGGGAAGGGGAGGUUUUCUCAAAAACAAAGGUGGAGGAGAAUUGAGGAAGAUAUCUAGCCUCCUCAUUCAACUCAUAAAUACGUGCACCCAUCUCCGUAUGCACAUAUAGAUGAACACGCGCGUGCGCACACACAUACACGCACAGGGGCAGUGGGAGAGGAGGAUGAGUGCUACAGAAGGGAAAGAUAGACUAGUGUGGUAAAGUAUGCCAGAGGAUAGAACUCGAUGUUAGAAUCUGUAACUCUGGCAUUGUUAAUGAAGCUAGUAUGAGAAGGAAGAGGCGGUCCAUAGGGCAUCUCUAUGAACAUGCCCCAUUAGUGCAUCUGUUUGCUCCACCCAUGCUUAAGUUACAGGGCAUCUGCUGACCAUUCCAAUUUGCUUUUAAGCAUGCCAUACAUCCUGUAGUAGGCAGAGCACUGUCAGCAUCCUUCUGGGAAAAAUAGAGUCAGUGGAAGAUUUCUUAGUGGUGUUGCUUUGAAUAAUCUCAUGCCUAUAAUUAAGGGUAAGAUGUUAUGGAACCUUAAAGAAACUAGCAUUUACAAACUGCAUUAGGUCAUGGAACAAGGAGCUCUCAGGAGCCAUAUGAAUAAGUGAAAUUUAGAAUGGCAUGUGUGCCUUAAUACGGGAAUAAACAGGGGCCGUGAGAAGAUAGGAACUAGAUUUCUUGUCUCAAAUGAAAUGUAACUGGACAAUUUCACACUUGAAGAGCCUCCCAGCAGAGGUCAGCAUGAACACACUUUCCAUAGCGUCAUCAACAAUUAUCUAUCAAAACUGGGCAUUUAUUUGUCCUUCUAACUGGGUAAGAAUGACAGAGGAGAGUGGCAAGUGCGUGUACUGCGGAUUUAAUUACAAAUUGGGUUACAGUGCUUUUAAAUUUCAGUAAAGUGAUGUAUUAGAAUAUGCUGUAAAAUGUGCUAGAACGGCUACUUAGUCAUUGGGCAAUUGUCAGAAGAGCUCAGGUGUCACACUAUGUAUGAGUCAGGUCUAUUGGCAACUCUUAUUUUGGGACACUGGAGCCAGGCCUGUGACCCAGACUAUCCCUGGGAAAUAUAUGAGAGGAGCCACUAGAUGGCAAUGUUGCUUAGGAAAUGAGAGCCAUGCUCUUGCUGUAGAAAAAUGGUUUUGGAUAGAAAGCCCUGAGAAUGUAUCUACAACUUCAUUACUGGGGCAACUGCUCACUAUCAACUUAAACAAUAUCUUAUAUGGAUAGCGAAUAGUCAGUAUGAAAACAUAGAGUGUCAGAAAAUUGGCUGAAAAACUAUGCCAUAACUAACCCGAUAAAAGAUGUAUGAAUUUGAUUGUCUUAAGGCUCAAGAAACAAUUUCUUAAACAAUAGGGGUGAGGGUGGGGGUAAUAUUUGUCUGUCUGUCUGUCUGUCUUGGUAUUUUAAGAAUUCACUCUAACAUCAUCAUUGUGUCAACCUAGAGUUCUUACUGAGGUGCAGUGCAAUGAAAUGUUCGGGUUAUCAGUUUUUGCUCUUGAUGUUCUGGCGGAAGACCCGGGCUGCAUUCCCUGGCACUUGAAUCAUGAACAACUGCCUUGACCCCAGUUCCAGAGGAUCUGACGCCCUUUUCCAUCCUCCAAAGACAUCUUCGUGUAUGUGGUGCUUCUGAGAGCAGGAAGGCACAUACACACACAAACAGAAAAGCACACACACAGUCACUUGGUGUUAGUGUUAUUUUUCUUGCCUUCCUGUAUAUGGGUGAGAGUAUGUGACAUUUGUCUUUCUGGGGCUAGGUUACCUGCUCAGUUUCCCAGUUCCACUCAUUUAGGCACAAAUUUCAUUUUUCUUUACAGCUGAGUAAAAUCACACUGUGUAUAGGUAGAGUUUCAUUAUCCACUCACCAGUUCCUGGACGCUGUUUCCAAGUCAUAUCCACCAUGAACAGAGCUGAAAUGAAGGUGGAUGAGCAUGUCUCUCUAGUAGGUUGGGGAAUGCUUUGGGUCUAUGUCCAGGGUAAAGCUGGGUCAGGUUGGAGACCUACUUCUGGUUUUCAAAGGAACUGCCACGCUGAUUUUUAUAGUGGCUGUACAAGUUUGCACUCCAACCAACAGGGAAUAAAGUUCCCCAUCCUCCACAGCCUUGACAAUACUUGCCUUCUGCUAACAUUAGCCAUUCUGACUGAGGUAAGAGGAAACCUAAAAGCAGUUGUAACUUGCAUUCCUCCGACGGUUAAGGAUGGCGAACAUUUACAAAAAUACCUCUCAGCUGUUUGCAUUUGUUCUUCUGACAUGCUCUGUUCAGUUUCCUAGCCCUUUCUUAAUGUCUCACGUUUUCAGGUCUUUGUGUAUUCUAGACAUGGAUUUUCUUUUGUCAGGUACAGUGCUGUCUCGCAGCAGCAGCAGUUUCCUGCAGAAAUACCCACAAGGUCAAGCCAGCCAUGUCUAGUGUGGAUAGGGAGGGCUCGUGGGUACCGACCACUGAAGAGCUAGUGAGAGUUGACAGCUUCUAGGGGGGAGGAAAAGUCUGAUUUCUUCAGGAGUGUGGGACUGGCAGAUUGACCGCAAUCAGUGGAUGGCCCCAUACCGUGCAUAUGAGUAUAUGGAGCAUGUUGGAGACCCACUUCUGGUUUUCUAAGGCACUGCCACAAUGAUUUCCAUGGUGGCUGCACAGGUGAACAUGGUAGAUCUUUAAAAAAAGACAUUGUUGGUAUGGAGUGGGGAGAAAAUGGGGACUAGAUCUGGGAGGAGUUUAGGGGGAGGAGCUGAGGUCAACAGAAUCAAAACCCAUUGUUUGCUUGUAUAAAUUCUCAGAGAGUGUUAAAAAAAAAAGGUUACACUAAAAAAAGAAGUCUUACUGAAAUUGAAAAAAAUUAAACCCCAAAUAAAAAACAAAACAAAUCCCUGCAAACUGAAGCAACAUGGUCCUAAACCAAUGUGAGCAGGGACACAGCUGAUUUAUACUGGGAAUAAAGUUUCUCGCUGAGGAGAUUCGACAGCCAAAGCGUGACAGCUGUAGUCGCAUUCCUUAUUGCUCAAGACAGACCAUGCUGAGAACAGUGUGGCCCUGGAACUGCAGUGCCGACAGCCUGCGGCGAACCUGGGCUGAGGGAGCUUCAGGUUUAAGUGAUUACAUGACUUCAAAGUUCUUGAAAAGCCUCAUCUAAGAAGAGACUCCCCCAACCCCUAAUUAAGCCAAAUUUUCAACAGGGAUUUCUCUCCCCCGACUUUUUUUUGGACCAGCAUUUUAAUUCAAAUGUAAUUUAAGCAGUUGCUUUGGAUGCCAAUGACUCAGUAAUAACGUUUUAGUGCAGAUUCAGGAAUAAAUCCUCGAUGAACUGCGUCAGCAUCUUAAGGGAGGAUGGGAAUGCAUUCUCCAAGCUCCGGACGUACCGGUUGUCUGCCAAACAACUCGGCUGGGCUGGUGGAGACCCAUGGUGAUUUGUGUCUGUUCCUUAAGUCCUGCUAGAAAUAAAA